AUGUGGGAUUCAGACCAGAAAAUCCAAGCCAAUGGACUGGUAUGUCCCGCCCUUGUUGGUGGUUUAGCAUUCUUAAAAUUGAACAAAGAUGUAUACAAGUGGACACUUCAGAAAUUCGAUUUACCUCCCGAAGUUGUGGAUGCAAAGUUGGAGGUGAAGAAAUGCACCGAUCAGAUAUCAUUUAUCAACCGAAGCCUAAUCGAGAAAGGACUGAAAGAAGUUAUCUUCAAGUGCUUAGUUAAUGGGUCAUAAAAUAUAUUCCUGGUUCCACUGUCUUCCAAGGAUACCCUGAUUUUUGCUAUAAAAUGUAGAGGUUUCAAUGUCUUGCUUCAAUAAUCACUAGCCCU
This is a messenger RNA of Sciurus carolinensis (gray squirrel), 347 nucleotides long. RefSeq names its product secretoglobin family 1D member 2 (gene Scgb1d2). The record is from RefSeq and is a predicted model, not a curated record. Lineage: Eukaryota; Metazoa; Chordata; Mammalia; Rodentia; Sciuridae.